CAACAGUGUCGGCUUGUAGCCAGCCGAACACGCCCUUUGCAACCCGGCCGGCAGGCCUCGUUGGCUGGUCACCACCGACACUAAUUAAGCUCCUGUUUUAAGUACUAGCAGCAGCACUUAACCACCAGGGACGGCCUGCCUGCCUGCCAUUGCCAUUGCCAUGCAAAAGAUGCACUGCUCCAGCAGUUAGUUGACCUCAAGAGCCAGAGAGGAAACCAAGGAGAAAACAACAAAGAUCAGGCAGGGUUUUUUCCCUCUCGGCUGCCUUUCACAGGCUCCACAGUACACCAAGCCACGCACAUCGCCGCGGUUGCAGUGCGGCUGGUCCUAGUAGCACGAUUUCAAUGCCUGCAACUGCAGUGUGCGCUGCGCCUCUGAGAGCUGAGCCCUUUCUUUUGCACCUUCCCUUGUGUCGCAGUCGCACUCGCGCCAUUUGAAACGCCACUACGACUCUACGACCUCGCUCGCUAGUGCUCCAGCGCGCGCCCGGCCGGUUUGGUAUAAGCAUGGCGGUUGCGGCGGCGGGCAGCAGGGCGAGAGCGGAGCAGGCCAGGCUGCAGUGGCGGGAGCAGGAGCCCCGGAGCCCCGAGAUGGCCGCGCCGCCAAGGCCGCCCAGGCCGCGCCCGGCGAGGGCGGCGGUCGUGUACUACCUGGCGAGGAACGGCCACCUCGAGCACCCGCACUUCAUGGAGGUCGCGCUCUCCUGCCCCGACGGCCUCUACCUCCGAGAUGUGAUCGACCGGCUCGACGCGCUGAGAGGCAAAGGGAUGGCGCGCGUGUACUCAUGGGCGUCCAAGAGGAGCUACCGGAACGGCUUCGUGUGGCACGACCUGGCGGACGACGACUACAUCCACCCGGUGGUCGGCCGGGAGUACGUGCUCAAGGGCACCGAGCGCCUGCACCCGGUGCCGCCGCCGGCGCUGCUGGACGCGGCGGCCGCGUCCUCCUCGUCGUCCGGCUCGCAGGAGACGCCCACCUCGUCGUCCUCUGCCGGGUGGGAGGCGCGCGGCAGGACGGCUCACCGGAUGAAGAGCGCCAGCGCGUGUGGCGCGGCCGACGCCGAGCUCGGGGAGUACGUGGCGUACAAGGGCGAGGAGCGCGCCGCGGACGCCGCGACGCAGACCGAGGACGGCGGCCGCGGCCACGGCCACAGCCACAGCCAGAGGCGCGUCCUGGCUCCCGCCGCGCAGGAGGAGCUGAGCAGGGCGGAGACGACGUCGCCGCCGACGGCGUCCACGAGCCCCGAGACGCUGGAGGCGCUCAUCAGGGCGGACGGGCGCGUUGUGGCGGCCGUCAGCGGCAGCGGCCGGGCCAGGGCGUCCUCCGUGCUCAUGCAGCUCAUCUCGUGCGGGUCCGUGUCCGUGCGGGACGCCUCGGUGGUGCCGCGCGCGCAGGCGCAGGCACAGGCGCACCACCACCACCACCACCACCACCGCGCCCGCCGCCCGCCCCGCCCGCCGGCGUCCGCGGCCGUCGACCUGCCGUCGUACCGCGCCAAGAUCGUGGAGGACAAGGAGUACUUCAGCGGGAGCAUCAUCGAGACCGCGAAGCGCUCGCCGGCCGACGACGUCACGUCCCUGGACCUGGCCGUUCUCCGGCGCUCGUCGUCGUACAACGCGGAGAGGGUGAUAAAGCUGGAGGUGGCGAAGGAGGCCGGGGACCUGCACGACCGCUGCAUCCCGCGGAAGCCCAAGGGCAAGAAAGACGGCUGGCUACCUGGUCAUCUCCUGCAGCUGCAGCGCGCAGGCGCAGCAGGGGAAUAGCAAGGGAUGACGUCGUGUGGGCGUCAUCGUUGGUAUCCUACAGUAUGCGUUGCGUUGGGAACGGUCGUAGAUGAGUGUCCGUCCACUAGUCCAGUUUGGUGUCUUCUGGUUGUUAGAUGCUGAUUGCUGAAUGCUUGCCUGUGAUUUCCGUGUGGGCUAGCGACUUCACGUUAUACGUGUCCUGUCUGCCUCGAUGUCUGGACUGUUUAAUUACUACUCCCUAGUGAUCUGAUUCUCUUUCU
Messenger RNA from Zea mays, 2005 nucleotides. Its product is annotated as protein UPSTREAM OF FLC. The coding region runs from base 507 to 1763 and encodes 418 amino acids. Lineage: Eukaryota; Viridiplantae; Streptophyta; Magnoliopsida; Poales; Poaceae. The record is from RefSeq and is a predicted model, not a curated record. The transcript has 4 exons.